Saccostrea cuccullata (small rock oyster) is the source of this 2677-nucleotide messenger RNA. Its product is annotated as RNA-binding protein 42-like. The record is from RefSeq and is a predicted model, not a curated record. The transcript is spliced from 9 exons. NCBI's taxonomy places the organism in Eukaryota, Metazoa, Mollusca, Bivalvia, Ostreida, Ostreidae. Gene Ontology annotation, molecular function: mRNA binding. The coding region runs from base 53 to 1393 and encodes 446 amino acids.
GGAAAUGGUAGCAUAACUUGAAGCCAAAGAUUGACAUUGAGGAAACGAAAAGAUGGCGAAUCCGGAGAUGGCUUUGUUGACUGAAAAACGUUUAAAAGAGAUGGAGGCGGAAAUGAACCGCUUUGAACAGGAGAUCUUGGUUCCCAAAGAGUAUGAGAUGGGAGGACAUCGGAUGAUUAUUGGUGCUGGAACUUUUAAUAAGGUCAAAGCUCAGAUUAGAGGGGGACCUGAUGAGCCACCACACAAAAUGGCCCGCCAUGAAGGCCCAGGUCCGGGGCCUCAUCCAGGGCCAAAGCCACCACAACCAGAGAGUUCCCAAUACUCCGAUCCCAAUAUACCUUUAUCAGUGCUAGCAGCACCCCCACCACCUCCUCCAUCUUUAAUUUCAUCAUCAGGACCCCCUUCCUCAUCAUCGGGAGUGCCAAAUUUAGCCCCACCCCCACCACCCCCUCCGGCACUGCAUCAAAAUCUCCCAUUUGUUCCUCAUCAGAUAAGACAGAGGAUGCCACCACCCCCACCCCCUCAUGCUGGACCCCCAGGACAAGGCCCCCCUAGACCCCCGCCUCAUUUCAUGGGAGGACAAGGUGGGCCCGGCCCUUACUCAGGAGGAUUUCAGGGGCCACCUCAUCCACAGCCCAUGCCUAACCGCGGACCCCCGAUGAGGCCACCAUAUGGGGGACCCGGUCCACAGGGUCCCAUGCCAAUGGGACCCAAUCCUCCCUUUCCUGGGGGUCCACCUGUGGAGCAGAAAAAAGAUCCAGUUAUAGAGAAGCCCAGAGUUGUUUACUCCUCAGCCCCUGUCAUCAAUAAGCCAGAGAAAAAGAAGAAAAAGAAGAAAGAAAGCUCUGAGGAAGGGGGUUCUCAGGGAGAAGCAGGAACCCAGAGUAAAACAGGACCCCCAGGGGGUAGUGCUCCAGUGGUGACCCCCAUCCCACAACCUGAGGUUGUCACACAUGUCCCAGAACCUGAACCUGUAGUGGAGGUUGUCCAUAAAAAGGAAAAAAAAGAGAAGAAACCGAAGAAGAUAAUCCGGACGGCAGCCGGGGAGACAUGGGAAGAUCAGUCCCUAGAAGAUUGGGAGAAAGAUGACUUUAGGAUAUUUUGUGGGGAUUUGGGAAAUGAAGUGACAGAUGAGGUUUUAGCUCGUGCGUUCAGUAGAUACCCCUCAUUUUUAAAGUCUAAAGUUGUACGAGACAAGAGAACAAACAAAACAAAGGGUUACGGCUUCGUCAGCUUUAAAGAUCCUAAUGAUUUUGUACAGGCCAUGAGAGAAAUGAAUGGAAAAUACGUGGGUAACCGUCCAAUCAAAUUAAGGAAGAGUUCAUGGAAAGACAGAAAUAUUGAAAUUGUACGGAAGAAGGAGAAAGAAAAGAAACGCCUGGGUCUGCGGUAACAGUGGGUAGGCUGGAGGAAUUAACGACGAAAGGCCGUGUCAAGCAAAUUAGCUGUUUUGUUGCUUGUUUUAUGACAUAAUUAAGGACGUUAAAGCAAUUAAAGAACAUGUUUCUAGUGUUUUGAUGGAAAUGGAAACUGUAAAUGAAACAAACUUUAUAAAUAUUUUGAUUUGUUUUGUGUAUAUAUUACUAUACGGGACAAUAAGUCGAUCACUGAAAAAAUUAUAAAUUGUGAAAAUGACCGUUGAACGAUUUUACGUGUUUGGUUGUUUUCUCUUUUUUAUUUCAUGAUUUUAUGAAUGAAAAAGAUUAAAGAUUAUGUUUAUUGAUUUGCUAGAAGCUCCAAGAGAGUGUUUUUUAUAAUGAAUUCUAUAAGCCUAGGGCUCUGUAGUUGUCAGUUGAUGAAUUGUAAUACAGAAAUAAAUAGUGACUACUCGUAAAAGGUAUUAUACACUGUACAAAGCAUUGAUGAAAUGUCAGCGUUUCAACUGAAACAUUUUAGUAAGGUAUUUUUGUAUUAAGACCCAAUUUAAUUUGUUCAUUUUUUUUUUAUAUUUCUCUUCCUGCCUUUUACCGUUUUUUUCUCGCCAAUUUUUGGGUUGGAACCAUUACAGUAUUAUGUGCAUGUCCAUCCAUCGCACAUCAAAAACAGGUCCAUGUAACUUUAAUUACGAUGAUAUGGAAAAACGGUAAGAUGUAGAAUCAUCAAAUUUGCUCAUUCAAUGCAUCUUACCAAAUUAUAAGGUAGUGGGUGUGUUGCAUCCCGCAUCAAGGUCAUUAUGACUUUCAAUUAAUGUCAAGUUUUGAAAAAUUUCAGCUUAGUUUUAAAGGAAAAUUAUCCUUAAAAAUGUAAAAAAAAAACAAAAAAAAAGUAUAAGACGAUAUACAUCUUAUAUUAUUAGAAUGAGUAUAUUGAUGAGAUUUAUCCAUAUCUUUUGGGAAUUGCCCUGAGAAAUUGACUAGUCUCUUGAUUGCAACUAAUAGCAUCUGUCAAAAUAAGUUAUAGAUACUAAUAGUUUUUUCAUAGCCAGACUUUCAUCUUCAAAACUUAAGAGUUAUAUUAGUUUGGUUUACAAUUAUUUUUUUUUUCUAAUUUCAUUUUUAUUUAUAUCUCAUCUACCAAAUUGAAGUGUACCGUGUCUCAAACAAUGAAAGACCGUUGCAAUAAAGUUCAACAUUUUCGUUAGAAGAAAAAAAAAUAAUGAUAAGCAUUUUGAUAUCAACGUUUUAUAAGGCUUUGACAUUGUUCAUUAUUCAUGAAAAAUACAAUGAACAAAGCUACA